This is a messenger RNA of Pogona vitticeps (central bearded dragon), 1500 nucleotides long. It is a transcript of the gene GPR63, whose product is annotated as G protein-coupled receptor 63. Gene Ontology annotation, cellular component: membrane. The record is from RefSeq and is a predicted model, not a curated record. Gene Ontology annotation, biological process: G protein-coupled receptor signaling pathway. Lineage: Eukaryota; Metazoa; Chordata; Lepidosauria; Squamata; Agamidae. Gene Ontology annotation, molecular function: G protein-coupled receptor activity.
AUCCCGCUCGGCGCGCCCUGAGACCAAAGCACUGCCAUGAAGGGCGAAGCUCUGCUUUCUCCCUACUGGAUAUGUAACUACAAUUUGGCCUAUGGCCAUGGAUCAUGAUGGCCUCACAUUUACAUGCUAAAAUGCCUUGAAGCUUCUUUCACUUUCUGCAUUCUGCUCUGCUGAAGUGAUGUUUUUUUCUGCCAUGCUAACACCAGCUCAUUCUGGGACUCUAAACACAACUAUUAUUGUCUAUGAAAAUGCCUACGCAAACAUUACCACUCCCUUCUUGGUUCGUAGUGGCACAACACAGCCACUGAAGUACCAUUGGGGUGCCAUGGUUACCAAUGAAGUGCCAGCGUUGACCAUCAACAGCACGCCUGCCCUUCCUUUGCAAGACUUCAAAAGCUUGAGCCUGCCACUUCAAAUCAUGCUUUCUGCUGCCAUGAUAUUUAUACUCCUGGUUUCUUUCCUUGGUAACCUUGUUGUCUGCCUUAUGGUCUAUCAAAAGACUGCAAUGCGAUCUGCUAUUAACAUCCUCCUAGCUAGCCUGGCUUUUGCCGACAUGCUGCUUGCUGUGCUGAAUAUGCCAUUUGCUUUGAUAACCAUCAUCACAACUAAGUGGGUUUUUGGGGAUAUCUUUUGCAGAGUCUCCGCCAUGUUUUUCUGGCUCUUUGUCAUUGAAGGGGGUGCCAUCCUUCUCAUCAUUAGCAUUGACAGGUUCUUUAUUAUAGUUCAGAAACAGGAUAAGCUGAAUCCUUAUCGUGCAAAAGUCCUCACUGCAGUUUCCUGGGUCACAGCCUUUGUAGUGGCUUUCCCACUCUCAGUGGGGAACCCCAGCCUACAGAUACCUUCUAAAGCACCUCAGUGUGUGUUCAGCUACACAACCAACCCUGGCUACCGUGCCUAUGUAAUAUUGGUGGUCCUGAUUUCCUUUUUCAUUCCAUUCUUGGUGAUGUUGUACUCUUUUAUGGGCAUCCUCAAUACUAUGCGGCGCAAUGCGGUCCGCAUCCAUAGCCACCCAGACAGCAUCUGCCUCACUCAAGCCAGCAAACUGGGUCUCAUGAGCUUCCAGAGACCCUUUCAGAUGAACAUAGAUAUGAGCUUUAAAACUCGUGCCUUCACAACUAUCUUGAUUUUAUUCAUUGUCUUCAUAAUCUGCUGGGCCCCCUUCACCACCUACAGCCUUAUUGCCACCUUCAACAGCCACUUUUAUCAGAAGCACAACUUUUUUGAGAUAAGCGCUUGGCUUCUUUGGCUCUGCUACCUCAAAUCUGCUCUGAACCCACUGAUUUAUUACUGGAGAAUCAAGAAAUUUCAUGAUGCGUGCUUGGACUUGAUGCCCAAAUACUUCAAGUUUCUGCCACAGCUACCUGGUCACACUCGAAGACGUAUCCGGCCUAGUGCUGUCUAUGUAUGUGGGGAGCACCGGUCAGUAGUGUAAAAUGUGCAGGAAGGGAGUGGACUGUUGCUCUUUUCUAAUGUAUGCUUGACUUGAUAGGAGUUUUUUUU